Messenger RNA from Saprolegnia diclina VS20, 2757 nucleotides. RefSeq lists its product as hypothetical. The transcript has 4 exons. Lineage: Eukaryota; Oomycota; Saprolegniomycetes; Saprolegniales; Saprolegniaceae. Bases 194 to 2704 code for a protein of 836 amino acids. Gene Ontology annotation, biological process: transmembrane transport. The record is from RefSeq and is a predicted model, not a curated record.
GUGACGGGUGCACCGCCUGUAUGUACGGAUCCAUGGGCGGUCGUUGUCCCUCCGAGGAAGCGACGAGCCAGCCAGCAAAGGCAGAUUCAGCUUGGGAAGAUAUUCAUUUUGAGAGGUUUCAUGAGCCCCGGAUGGCACUUGUUGGCUGGUCGAUUGCGAUCUCUGGCUCUGUUGGUUCAUUCCCCGUUCCAGCAUGCGCCCGCUCCUCUCCAGCGCGCUGGUCCUCGCCGCGCUGGCCGCGACUGGCCUUGCGCAGGUAGAGCCCAAUGUGACCGAUACCACGACGCCCGUGACACUGCCGCUGACGCCGACAACGGUACCAACGGUGACGACGCCAACGCCGCCGCCGUCCCUAACGUCACGUGCGCCCGUGACGACGUCGCCGACGCCAUCCACGACGUCCACGACGACCACGCCGCCGCCCAACGGGACGGUGGUGACGCCCAUCGUACCUGUCACGUCGCUGCCCGGCAACAACACGAAUGGCUCGUCCGGGUCGGUGACGCCGGCGCCGACGACCAACCUCGUGAGCGUCCAGUGCCCGUUCGUCUUUUCGUCGGCGAUUCUCUCGACGCAGAUUGACGUGGUGCAAGACACGACGACCGACACCAACACCAACAGCAGCAGCAACAGCUCGACCAACGUCAUUACGCUCUCGCCGCCGACGAGCGUCCCGGGCCCGAACCCGAGCCCGAGCGCCUCGAGCGGACCGUCGCCGUCGACAGCAACACCGACGCCGUCCAAGACGACCAAGAGUCCCAGCGCAACGACCGGUCGCCCGACGUCGACGCCGACGCCGUCGCCCAGCCUCCGUCGGCGACUGACGACCUCGGGUGGGUUCUCGUGCGACGCAGCGUUCUACGGCAAGUGGAUCUCGAGUGGGCUCAAGUGCGGCGGCAAAGACCUCGAUGUCAACCAAGCCGUCGCCGCGGCGGCCUGUGCCACGUACAAGGGCGAAGUCCCGCUCUCGGGCGUCACGCUCGACGCGUGCCUCUCGACAUGUCUCUUCCCGUCGUGCGUCAACGACAUGUGGGACUAUGCGAGCAGCGGCAGCGGUCUCGGCAGCGCCAUCUACAACAACGUCGACUUCUCCCAGUGGCUCACGCCCGCCAUGAAGACCAAGCUGCAAGAGAAGACGCAAGGCGCAGUGACGCUCCAGAAGUUCUCGAUGGCCAACGCCAAGACGUGCUCGUCGUACAACACGUGCUCGUGCCCGACGGUCCAGAAUGCCAAGACGCCCAACAAGGACGGCCAGAACCCCAGCGCCAAUAACCCUUCAGCGAGCCUCAUCAGCAACUGGGUGCCGUCGACGCGCAUCGAGCAAGCGGCGGUCGUCGCCGCCAGCGUAUCGCAGACGACCGUGUACGCGUCCAUUGCAGUCUCGGCGACGACUGCGGUCGCCACGUCCGUCGGUGCCGUCGGCUCGUCGGCGGCCACCGCGUCGUCUCUCGGUGCGGGCUCGUCCGUCGCACUCAACCUCAUCGGCGUCGCUCAGUUCUGCGUGAGCACGUCGCAGCUCAACGUCGCCAACAUGCCGGCGGUCAUCACAAGCAUGGGCGCCAAGCUCUCGUUCACGACGCUCUCGUUCCUAGUCUGGGACGGCGCCAAGCCAGUGGCAUCCAACGACACCUCGUCUGCCAACAGCACGGCGCGCCGCCUCGAAGUCACCGGCGACAACUCGAUGACGGGCAUGGAGCGCUACGCUCUCUCGAUCGGCAUUGCGCCCAACAAGCUCUUGUACGUGACGAUCGUGGGCUUGAUCUCGCUGGUCGGCGCGCUCGGCGUGCUCCUCGGCCUCGCGCUGCUUGGCGGGAAGCUCGUUUCCAAAGAUUUCCCCGCCUUCCAGAUCAAGGUCGUCGACCACGCCAUCGGAGCGCUCGUGACGCUCCUGAUUGUGAGUCAGUAUGCGAUCGGCGUCACGGCUACGUUUGAGAUCAACCGCGUGUACCGCGACAGCGAGUCGCUCGGCGUCAGCGUCUUUGUCGCCGUCCUCUCGCUCUUUGUGUUUGCGAUUGGCAUCAUGGUGUACGGCUACUACAUUGUCCGCCAGCACGAAGACGACAUUGUCGACAUUGGCAUGAAGGACCACUUUGAAAAGAAGGUGCACCGCCGGUACGGGUGCCUCUACGACGAAUACAACUACGAGAACCGGUUCUUCUUUGUCGUCAAGAUGCUCCUUGCGCUUCUCUGCGGCAUGACGACCGGCAUGGCCAACUGGACUGGGUUGGCCCAAGUGAUUGUGCUCAUGGCGCUCAACGUUGGCUUUGUGCUCUUUUUGGAAGUACGCCAGCCGCACUUGGCCAAGUUCGUGCAGCAAACGACGACGCUCAUCACGAUCAUGAAGAUCGCGUCGCUCUCGCUGACGAUCUUCCUCCUUACGACGCUCGUCGGUCUGCCCGAGACGGCGCGCAACGUUGUGAGCACGGUCAUUCUCUCGCUCCAGGGCCUUGUCGUCGUCUUCCUCCUCGUGCGCCAAGUCUUUAUCUUUUACCGACAAUACAAGCUCAAGAAGGAGACGAACGACAACGAUGAUGCCGAGACGGACCGCGCCGGCUCGAUCACCAUGUACUACAACCAGACGCAGCCGACGCCGCCCGACCAGCUCGACCAGCGCGCAGCGCCCUCGCAUGAGAAGCGACUGCCGCCGCUCGGCCAGAACCCGCGCCAGCCGUCGUUCGAAGCCGGGAAAGAGUAUUACCUGUAGAUAGUUAAUACAUGCAAGGUUGACGAGAUGCUCGAGCUCGAAUUACUGCAGUA